Molecule: messenger RNA, 7581 nt
Organism: Chrysemys picta bellii (western painted turtle)
Lineage: Eukaryota; Metazoa; Chordata; Testudines; Emydidae
Source: RefSeq, a predicted model, not a curated record
UGGAAGGAGGCGGAGAAGGGGCAGGGCUGGCCGGGCGGUUGCUGCUGCGAUCCGCGCCCGGGGGGCUGCACCCGGGGACCGGCUGGAACUGACCAGCCCCCGGACCGCUCCGGCAGCCAGGCAGCGGCGGAGCGAGGACCACAAGGAGCCGGGGCAGCGAUCGGCGGGGUGACCCGGCCCCGGUGCACCCACCCGCGGCGGCUUGGGGGCGGGGGGGCGAAGGGGGGCCGCCGGCAGCAAGAAAGUUACAGCCAAGUCCGGAGCGGCCGCUGGACCCCUCUGCCCGCAUUGCACGGGGAGGUGGGUCAGAGCAGACGCGGGGUGAGGGGCUUGCAACCUCCCCGGGAUCACCAGGACUGGACUGGGGGCAUCCGGAAAAGCGAGUUUUCUGCCUUGGAAGAGGAACCCAGCUGUUCGAUCCCCAACAAAACAUCUGGCGUUACCAGCUACUCAGUGGAUUUCCCUCCCAAAAUAUUAUAUCCAUCUCCUGUUUCUUUCUAUCCCUCCAUCCCCCCUUUUCUAGAUCUAUCUAUCCCCAUACACCCCCUCUAUCUAAUCUCUGCCCUCCCCCUAUUUCUUAAGGAGCAUAUUUCUUUCUCAAAACAAACCCCAGAGCCAAAGGGUUAAACGUCCAGUCUGCAGCCCCCUCGCCCCAACCCUUGGAUGGGAGUCGGGAGCGCUUCAGGAAGAAGGGAGGCGAGAACGCCUUAAAAAGUCCUGGGACUCUCAGGACAGCCCAGAUGCUGAGAGGAAGAGGAGGUCAUCUGAAGAAGUAAAGCAAGGAGCUUCCACCUCAAAGGAAGGAACUGAGGCAGGAUGGGGUCUGUGCAUGGAGGCUGGAUCAGCCGGCUUUGCGUGGCUGGACUGGCCCUGGGUCUGGCCCUGCUGACGGCCCAGCUCUGCCAAGGCAGCAGGAAGGUCCCUCAGCGGACGUCCCGGCAGGUGCCUGAGGAGGACGGAGCUGGAAACCAAGUGGCGGGUGCCUGGAGCAGCUGGAGCCCGUGGUCAUCCUGCUCCCAGCCCUGUGGGGUGGGGGUCUUGGAAAGGGUCCGCACCUGCCUGCCCCCCUAUCAGCAAGCCCCCUGGGGGGGCCCUCACAGCCCACACACGUACGCCCAGCCCCUGUACCCACAGGAACGGGCCAAUCCUUACCCACCACGGUCAUCCUACCCCCUUCACACUGAUGGGGAAUCGGGGGCGCCUCUCUCCCCACCGGGGCCUGCCUUCCCCCUCCACAGCGACUCUGCCCUCCCCCUCCACAGCGGCUCCAGCCACACCCGGGCAGCCCCCCCUCCCGCCCGCUACGGGCCCCCGAACAGGUACAUCCGCCACGAGUCCUUCCCCUCCGAGCAGCUGCCUUUGUCCCCGCUGCGGGAUGCCUCCUCCACGCACUCCAGCCGCGGGAGGGACCCAGCCCUCGCCCCCAGAGCCCCAAGGCGGGAAGAGGACCCGUCCGGCAAAGCAGGCGCUUCCAGCCGCGGCCUGGCCCACUCUUCACGUCGGCUGCGCCACCCGGACGCUCCCGCCACCUCCAGCCCGGAAAGGCCCUUCAGACGCCGCAGCUCGGCCCCGGCGCGGCUGCCCGCCCAGGAGUCACUCCCGCUCUUCAAACCCGAGCGGCGGGGCAGCCACGAGGCGGGCGGCGCAGCCGGCAGCUCCCGACACGCUGCUCUCGGGUCCAAGUGGGCAGCGUCCCCAACGCAGGAGUCCCGCGCCGCCAGGAGGUCUCGAAUUCGAGAGUCGAUCAAACCGGGGAAAUAUGGCUACGGGAAGGUGCCCUUCGCGCUGCCGCUGCACAAGGAAGUGGCGGAGGGGGGCACGCCACGGUUCAAGAGACACCCAGGGCCCCCGAGCGACCAGCCACCGCCACCCACCAAGACUCCCAAGCGCAAGGCCAAGGAAGCCCCCAGCCGGGAGAAGGAGCCGCCGGCCAAAGGCGAGCACCAUCCGCACCACAAGCAGAGGAAGGCCAUGCCGGCGGAGGACUCCGCGCAGCCCCAGCUCCAGGCUGGAGCGCUGGCAGAGAACAGCUCAGAGCUGGCAGGGCAUAGGGCGAGGCCCAGAAGUGAGGGAGAGGGGCCUGCUCCACACCGCCAGCCCCACACGGCCGAGCAGGGCAGCGCUGGGCCACUGAAGGCCGAGGCCACAGCCAAGUCCCACACAGGCCCUUCGGAGGACGAGGCGAGUCCUGGAGAGAAUCGGGAGCCAGCAGCAGCAUCCCCAGAGCUGCAAGGGGCCCGGCAUCGCACCAGGGAGGGCACUCCCCAGCUGGGCCCCUCUCCCACGGAGCAGCCGUCCCUGUUUGUUGCUUGGGCUCCGGCGGCCACCGUAGGGCCCGGCGGGGGAGAGCCAACGGCUGUGGAGGAGACGGGUUCGCAGGAGUCGCGCCUGAGGGCGGGAGCGCAGGCGCCCGCCAAGCGAGGAGGAGGAGACGGGCCCGGGGACGGCACAAGGGGUAUCCAGCAGCCUUCCCGCCCUGGGACACCCACGGGAGAGAGGGACCCGAGCAGCGGCCAUGCCCCUCGGCCACGGGGGGAGCUGCGCCUCACGCACGAGGUGCUGAAGAACCACAGCUCCACCGUGGAGGCGCAGCUGGCGCCCAAGGGACACGGGGCAGGGGGUGGCCAAAAGGGGGCACCAGAACUCGGCCACCCCCAUCCCCACUCCCACCAUCGGGCCACAGGAGCACCAAAGCCCGGGCCUGAGGCCACCCACCUGGCCCAGCCAGAGGGAGCAGGCCCUGCUGACCCCCCCGCACGCUCCCAUCCCCACCAGUUGGCCCGGCCCCGUGCUCAGAGACAGAACGAGUACCGCCCGGGCAGCUAUGGUACCCGGGCCUCCCAGAGCCUCUUUGUGGAACAGCCCUCACCUCACCGGCUGGCAGAACCGGACAUCUGGCUGCUCCACCGCGGCAAUCCCGUCCAGUUCCAGGCCAGGGGGCAAAGGCCCAGUCUGGGCCUGCACCCAGGCCCCGAGGUGCCCCAGUGGAAUCUCUACCACCCUGGCACAGAGACGUUCCACUGCGAGGGGGAGAGCAAGCAGUUCAAAGCCUGCAGGCAGGAGCCGUGCCCAGCCGACCAGCCCGACGCCCGAGCCGUGCAGUGCGCUGCCUUCAACACCCAGGAGUUCAUGGGCCGCCUCUACCAGUGGGAGCCCUUCACGGACGUGCGGGGCUCCCAGCGCUGCGAGCUGAACUGCCGCCCGGUGGGGUACCGGUUCUACGUGCGGCACACGGAGAAGGUGCAGGACGGCACGCCGUGCGAGGCCGCCUCCCUCGACAUCUGCGUGGCUGGAGAGUGCUUGAGCCCCGGCUGCGACGGGGUCCUGGGGUCCAACCGGACGCUGGACAGCUGCGGGGUGUGCGGGGGCGACCACUCCACCUGCAAGCUGGUGGUGGGCAACUUCAGUGACUCCAACGUGCCCAUCGGCUACCACAAAAUCCUCGAGAUCCCCCAGGGCGCCACCAGGAUCAACGUGACUGAGAUGACCCGGAGCCCCAACUACCUGGCCUUGAGGAGCCGCUCUGGGAAGUCGAUCAUCAAUGGGAACUGGGCAGUGGAUCCCCCCGGGCGCUACGAGGCAGGCGGCACCGUCUUCGUCUACACCCGGCCGGGCCACGAGGAGCCCCGCGCGGGGGGAGAGUCACUGACAGCCGAGGGGCCCACCACAGAACCCAUUGAUGUGUAUAUGAUCUUCCAGCAGGACAACCCCGGCGUCGCCUACCGCUUCUUCCUGGCGGGGGCCAGACCAGACAGCCCCGCCCAUGACCCUCCCGGCCGCCGGCAGGACGUCAGUGCCCUGACCAUGUUGUCACCAAGCGACCAGCUGGUGCCGCCCACCUCUUACAAUCACCCCAUGGGGACCCGGCACCGGGCGCCGGCACCGGCCAGCCAGUCAGGCAGGACCCCCGGGACACUGCAGCGCAACGUCCGCGUCCCACCACUGUCGCCCCCACCCUGGCACCAGCCGCACGACGUCUAUUGGAAACGGGUGGGGAGCACAGACUGCUCCGCCUCCUGCGGGAAAGGGCUCUGGCAGCCCGUGUUCCGCUGCGCCGCCCGCCACUCCCAGGAGGAGGUUGGGGAGGAGCAAUGCGCCGAUGCCCCGAAACCGCCCGCACCGGACGAAGCUUGCAACACCCAGCCCUGCCCGGCCUACUGGGACGUGGGCGAGUGGUCGGCCUGUAGCAAGUCCUGCGGGCCGGGCACCCAGCACCGCCAGGUCCUGUGCCGUCAGACCUACGCCAACCGCAGCACCAUGGUGCACCCGCAGCACUGCGGCCAGCUGGACAAGCCCAGCCCCACGCAGCCCUGCCAGCUCCGCGUCUGCAGCCACUGGGAGGUGCGCACCAACUGGAGUGCGUGCUCGGUUCUGUGCGGCCUGGGCCACCGGACCCGCCACAUCCGCUGCAUCAGUAACCAUGGCGACCUGCUGAGCGACGGCGAGUGCAACGGUAGCCACCGGCCCCCGGCCAAUGAGGCCUGCGACAUGGGGCCCUGCGUGCGCAGCUGGUUCCACAGCGACUGGAGCAACACGUGCUCGGUGGAAUGCGGGACGGGGAUCCAGCGCCGCUCGGUGGUCUGUCUGUCCAGCUACGCCAACGGGCAGGUGGAGGAGACCUGUGCGGGCACCAAGCCUGCCGACAUGCGGGCCUGCAACAGCGGGCCCUGCCACCGCACCGUGAAGUGGUACACGGGACCCUGGAGCCAGUGCUCGGCGGACUGUGGCACCGGCACCCAGCGGCGGGACGUGAUCUGUGUCAGCAAGUUUGGCUCGGAGUUCAAUGUGACGGAGGCAUCGGAGUGCGCCCCCCUGGAGAAGCCGCCCUCCCUGCAGCCCUGCACCGGCAGUGCCUGUGACGCUCGCUGGUUCUCCACCUCCUGGAGCGCGUGUUCCAAGUCGUGUGUGGGGGGAGUCCAGGUGCGGGAGGUGCAGUGCCUGACCCAGAACAAAACCUUCAGCAAUCUUUGCCCGUCGGACCUCAGGCCCAUCAAGAAACGCUCCUGCAAUACCCAGCCCUGCACCCCCGAUCUCGGAUCUAGAGUCCUCAAUUGAGUUUGGGGCCCUGUUGUGCCAGGCAUUGCAUAGGCUGAGUGAGAGACAGGCCCCUAAACAGUUACCAUCUAAAGCCCUGAGUCAGCACAGCUCUUACUCACAUGCUAGAAUUUAAGGGCGUAUUCGUGUGUGUUGCGGAAUUGGGGCCUUCUCUGCGCUUUGCUUGGCUGGGACGGUGGCAGGAGCCUGGUGAAUCUCUGUCCAACCUGGCUACAACAUCAUUGCAGACAACGAUGAUUGAGACACAACUGAAUUUUGCGUCUGAAAUGGCAACUCCCCAACAUGAAGAAAAAGGAAGCAAAACUUAACAGCGACGGCGACUUCCUGAGCAAUGGAGGAAACAAAACGUCCUCAGAUGACUCACUCUCCACAACCCUCUAACCCUGACAUACAUCCCCAAAUACACUGACCAGCUGUGCAAAAGGACUUCCGAAAAAUUGAGGAACCUUCACCAGGAGCUCACAUACUCCAGAAGGGACCCCGCCCUCAAACAAGAAAUCAGCAUAUGGUCCCACACAUGGGAAGGAAAAAAUCAGGAAUCCUACCUGGAGACCAUGCGAGAAACCCAAAACAACUAUCAACUCCCUCUAAUGCCAGCCAUCCAACACAAAACAAAAAGGUGGAACCAACUACAAGAACUCCACAACCCUCAGAACACCACCUCCGAGAGAAACCAGGGCACCAGGACCCGCAUGGACACUACAUGACACCCCAACAUCAUCCAUCUAUGAAGACCACCCGUAUCCAGAGCUGAAUUGUCUCUACUCUACAAGGGACUGAACUUUGCCCCACCACAAAAUCUGGUAUUGUACUAACGUGGAGAACUAGAAGAAUUAUUUCACUGACUUCACUUCAAAGAAUUUCACAACAAUAGCAACACCACCCACAACUAUCACGUCCCCACGGACAGACAUAAGGGAGAAUCAUAUGACCCCACAAUAGCCGAAAUCACACCAUGAUCAUUACACUGAUUGCAUCAGGAAAAAAAUUGAACUCCUUAGUAAAACAUCACAUCCACCCCAAUCUCUCUACCACCCAGAGAACAGCUACACAGUCCCUGAAAGCUAACCACCAGAUAGGUAUCAAACCAGCAGACAAAGGGGGCACCAUUGUAGUACUCAACCGUGAUGACUACAUUAACAAGGCCAGCCGACAACCCUCCGACACCGCCUACUAGGAAGAGAUCAGAGAAGACCCCCACCACAAUUCAGACAGGAACUUAACGAUAUCAUCAAAUCCUUCCCCAAACAACUCUACAACCUUGUCCCCCUACAAUUCUGCCUUCUGCCUGCUUCCCAAGAUGCACAAGGGACCCCAGGCAGACCCAUCAUAUCUAGCCAUUGUGCUCCUACUGAAGGAAUCUUGAGACCCAUAGAAAUCAUCCUCAAACCAUUCACUACACAAAGGACCAGUUUCCUCCAGGACACAACUGACUUCCUCCACAAACUCUGCAACAUUAACAACCUCCCUCAGAACACCAUCCUUGCCACUAUGGAGAUUACUUCCCUAUACUCCAACGUCCCUCACAAUGAAGGCAGAGCUGCCUGCCUCAAAUAUCCACAAGACAAUGGACGACCCUCGGAUAUCCACGUUGCCAAACUCAUCCAUUUCAUCCUCAUCCAUAACAAUUUUACAUUCAACAACAAACGCUUUGGCCAAACCAUGGGAACAGCCAUGGGUACUAGGAUGGCUUCUCACUAUUCCAGUUUCUUCAUGGGCCAUCCUGAAGAAGAAUUUCUGGACAGAUGCACCACAAAACCAAUGAUAUACCUAAGAUGGAUCAAUGAUAUUUUCAUCCUCCGGUCAGAUGGCUUAAACUCCCUCAUAGAUUUCCACCACAACUCCAGCAACCACCACCUGUCCAUUAAACUCUCCCUGGAGCACUCGCACAGUACCAUCCACUUCCUGGACACCACAAUCAGCUUCAUCACUGGAACCCUACAGCAAACCAUACACAAGAAACCCAGGGAUCACCACACCUAUCUUCCCUCAAACAUAGGCACCAACUGCUUGACCCCCCUCCCGCCCCAACUCCACCCCUGCCCCGCUCCAAUUCCAACUCCUUCCCCAAAGUCCCCGCCCCAACUCUGCCCCCUCCCUGCCCCUAUUGGACCCCUUCCCCAAAUCCCCACCCCAGCCCCAUCUCUUCCCCGAGCGCACCACGUUCCCCCUCCCUCCCAGCGCUUGCCGCCGCGAAAUAGCUGUUUCGUGGCAGAGAAGUAGAUUGCAUCAUAGAAUAGGCCACCCAAAUACCCUGAGAGAACCUGUUUCAGUAUGGGCCUCACCUCCAACCACACAUCCCUAAUUGUCACCUACCACCUCACAGUGGAUCUCAUAUGGGGUAGCAUUAAACAGUUACAACUGAUACUUGAUGGGGUAUCCUGAAAGGAAGCUUUCCCGAACCCCCUCUUCUGGCCUUCAAACAACCCUAACUGUCAGGGUGGUUAAACACUGGAACAAAUUGCCUAGGGAGGUUGUGGAAUCUCCAUCUCUGGAGAUAUUUAAGAGUAGGUUAGAUAAAUGUCU